AGGAAUAUUUGAGAAGCAACCAUGUCGUCCAAUUUUGGUGAUCUUAACAGUAUUCCUACCACUGGUGCCUCACCUGAAACUGGCCGUCAAGAUGGGCAAAAAAUUUCUGGUAUACCUGCAUCUGAAGCAUUGGCAGCAACAGAUCUGCAAAGGGUGAUGAAGUACAAGGAGAAGAUUCAAUCUGUGGCUGGGAAAACUGGUGUGGACUCAGCUAUCAUUGGAGGGAUCAUGUCUCGUGAAUAACGUGCUGGGAAUGUUUUAGAUGCCAAUCAAUGGGGAGAUCAUGGCAAUGCUUUUGGGUUGAUGCAGAUCGACAAAAGAUGGCAUUCUCUUCGAGGAGCAUGGGACAGUGAAGAGCAUAUUUUACAGGCUACAUAAAUACUGUGUUCUAUGUUUUGGGACAUCAAGAAAAAAUUUCCAAGCUGGUCAGCAAGCCAAACUAUGAAAGGUGCUUUGGCAGCAUACAACAUGGGUCCAGGGAACGUCAAUAGUUUUGAUGCUGUCGACAGUCGUACAACUGGCAAGGACUACUCCAAUGAUAUCGUUGCACGGGCAAAGUUUUACAACAAAUUAAAAUAUAAUCUCAAUCUCCUCCAUGCAGACCCAAACUGGAAAGGCUCCAACACUUAA
Nanorana parkeri is the source of this 630-nucleotide messenger RNA. RefSeq names its product lysozyme g-like. The transcript has 5 exons. The record is from RefSeq and is a predicted model, not a curated record. Gene Ontology annotation, biological process: peptidoglycan catabolic process. Lineage: Eukaryota; Metazoa; Chordata; Amphibia; Anura; Dicroglossidae. Gene Ontology annotation, molecular function: lysozyme activity.